UAGACCAUAGAAUAAAUAAUCCAAUAAGGCUAAGCGCGCCUUCACUCACGUGUUUAACGAGGGCCAUCUUUUUUCCCCAUAGAUCUAGGCUUGUGUGUUUGAGAGGUGAAGGGACUAAAUUUUACAUGCACUCUUUUGGCCCAACAGAGGGGGUAAACUCAAAACUUUUAUAGUUUAAAUUGUAUUUAAUUCAAAAUGAAAAUUAGACCAAGUGUUAUAAUUAUAUGACAUUUUAUGUAUUUAUCUAGAGUCUACUAGAUCUACAAAUCAAUAAACAAUAUCUAGAUCUGUUUAAAAAAAAAUCAUCUCAAGUUGACUGUAAUAUUUAAACGUUUACAAACAAAUAAAAUAAAUGAAUAUCUUCAGUAAUGAAUAUUCGAUUGUUCACAGCAGCUGCAUUCAGCCACGUCCACGUGCACAUUAAUUGGCACAGGGUCCCGCAUACGCGUACUACCUUUCAUCGCGCGUGCAUUAUAUUCUAAAAGUCAUACGCGCUACCCUGUUUCAUUUGAUACCCCCAUCAACAUUUAGAGUAGUGGAACCACUCUGGCGGGUAACGCAGGGUACAGCAAAGUUGAGGAAAAUAAUUUAAACCCAGCAACUCACUGUAUGCAAGUACCACCCAUUCAGUAACACACUACCAUUCAAUCUACUGGUACACAAUAAUCUGAUAACAAAAACAAACAAAAAAAGCAAGCACGAGAGCACGGACCAUUUUGCGGCGGGUUCGUGUGCGCUCGCUAUUUUUACGUGCUUUCCCUAUGGCACAUGGCGUGUAUGCAUGGCUUGCAAGCUGUAUAGAGGCGAUGAGCAGAAUCUCGCGGGCACACGCAUAUCGCAUAGACAUAUUGUACAUGUUGCCGCAAACUCGGGGGGGGGGACCCUCACAAACUGGUGCACUGUAGUACAAUUAAGAAACUGACUUUAUUAACCAAAAUUCAUGAAAAUAUUUUUUUCUUAUCAAAAUAUAAAACGUUAUUUAAGCUUACUUUUAUUAAAUUCAGUUGUUUAAAAUAAUAAACAUAAAUUGGCAUUUAUCCUUAACCUGUCGCAAAACUAGUUCCACUGCUCUACCUAGCUCAUUUUGCGUUUUUCAUCACGUUUACGCGCGCAUUAUCUGCCUAUUAUUAUUAGUCUAUGAUCUAGACUCUAGACUAGGGCAUGUACAUGUACAUCUAAGACUAAGUUAUAGCGCGCUGUUACUAACAAAUCGCGCGAUCGUUCAGAUUCCCUAUCUAAUGUAACUUAGAAGUUAGACUUUUGGUCUUGGAAGUUAGAGUCUAACUUGCAUUUAACUUAAAUUUAACGUUAGAUCUAAAAUUAAAAGUUAGAUCUAAUUUAGUCCUUAAGUUUUAAGAGUCUACUCUACUCUUAGAGAGUCACUCUUGACUAGUACUAGUAGUAGUAGAGUAGACCUCUACUCUAGUCUAUAGACCACUAGGUCCUAGUCACAUGUAUAUCUCCUGUAACAGUAAACAAGUUGACUAAAAAGUUUACUUAAAAUUCUCCUUUUCUGCAUGUGCUAUAAAAAAUCCAAACAAAUAUCUGCAUGAAUAUAUCAAUAUCACAUUAGAAUAUUUGGUAUUUCGGUAGUGUAAACUUUUAUUCAAGAUCACAACUAAAAAAUAAUAAAAUAUUUUAGCAAACAAUUUGGUUCAGUUGCACUGCCUGAUCCCAUAAACAAUACAUGUGUAGAUCUAUGGGGUGCCAAAAAAAAGAAGAAAAAAGGUCAAAUACACAGAACGUGCCGUAUGGGGUCCAUAUGGAGUAUGGAUCGACCUCUUACUGUGUAGGCGUGCAUGGUCUAGACCUAAUCAGUAAUCUUAACCACCCAGGCCGCGAAAUUAUUUUCCCCACCGCAGUUGUGGACCCCACCUGUGCAGGCAUGGGGCUAGUACGAACUCAUUUGCAUACGGCCAAUCAGAGCUACAUGUACAUGACAUGAAUAUGCAUGACUUGCGUCUUUGGAAUAAGAGUACGCAUGUGCGUGGACUUGUUAUGUUUAUUGUGGUGAGGAAAAGAGGAAAGAAUACAAGCAAAGUCAAGAUCUAACGGUAGAUGUAAUAUAACAGACUACCUUAGCCUAUAUUUACAAUGUAAAAUGGUCAAUAUAUAUGAUUAUUUACAAUGCAGUGUGUAGAAAAUAGGGUGAAAACUUUUAGGCUGCACAUUAAAUUUAACUUUUUGUGUAUACUGCAUGUACAUUAAUUACAUUAUUUUAGUGUAAGUUAAGGGCAUGCAAAUGUAUUUACCAAACAAUUUCACCUAAAUCCCUAUAAAAGACAUUUGGAAUAGAUGAAGAAAAAAAGUCCACUUUUCUGGUGGUGCGUCUGCUACGAAUGCAAGCAAUGCGCAUUACAUAUACCUGCAAUGCGAAUUACACAGAAUACCUGCAAUGCGCAUUACACAGAAUACCUGCAGACAGCACAGCACUUAAAGGCAUCUAGCGGAUUGUACCGUCCUGCAACUCUAUACAAAUAUAUACACAAUACAAAUUGUGUCACGCAGCGCAUUGUAAUGGUCGUAUGUGUGCCUUUAAUAGCCUGAUGAUAUUUUUUUUUUAAAUGUCACAUUUUAUAUGGAAUUGAAUAUCUAGACUACCCAUUUAAUUUAAAAUGAGAUCUUGAGUAGAUCUCUAGAUCUACCGUGUAUAUAUAGAUCUAGUCUUAAAGAUAAAAUAAACAAUAUUGUCCUUUCAUAUCUCUAUCGUGCAGAUUGAUACCAUCGUCACGUCUGAUGGUGUCGGCCUACAUCGGUAUAUGUGUACCUUGUGGCAGCCAGUGCUCCUAAGUCCUAUCUGUAUCAAUUAAGUAUCAUGGAUGCAAGCAAGUAAGUUUAUUUUUAUUUUCCACAUUCAAUACAAAUAACAAGGAAUGCUUAUUCUUGAAAGGUUUUGGGACCGUUAACGAUGGACCAAUUAUUUCUCUAAUCAGUUGCUAUAUUUAGCAUUUCUUACCUGCACACAUAAAUCCAUUCCCCAAAAAAUAAUGAAAUUAUUAAUUCAAUUUUCUUCACAUUUGUACACUUAACUGUGAAACAAAACUGUAACCCUAUACUUAAGGUCUGGUUUUACAGUACAAAUUAUAAUGGUCACCUGUCUAUAGUGGUCACUUUUGCUAUUUCCCCCAAGUGGCCGCAUAGGCAGGUUUGACUGCAUAUCACAAAGUAAUUUUUGAAAGUAACUGACUUUUCAGAGGUUCUGCGAUACAUGUAACUUAACCCAAUUUGGUAAUUUUCUCAGUUAAAAGGACCUGAUCUUGGGGAUUAUCGAGGGCACUUUCUGAAAAGCCCACUGCUGGGCAGCGCCAUAUGACAGUCCAAAUUAUCAUGGGUAAUAUUCAAGUGGCGCGAUCCAACGUAAACGUGCAUGCAACUUGCGGACGAAUCUGCCUGGUUCUUUCGUGGACUGUCAUGACGCCGCCCAGUAUGACUUUCGAAAAGCGCCCUCUAUAAUCCCUACGAGCGAGUCCCUUUAAUGAAAAUGAAACUUAUGCAUUUAUCCUUUGGGAUGCCAGAACUAUUAACACCCUGUGAAUUAUUUUCUUCCCCUUUCAUGAAUUAUUUAACCACCUAAACAAUGUUAAUUGGCUGCCACCUCUCCCCCCCAACAUUUUUUUAUACAAAACAUAAUGUAAAGUAUGUAGAUUUAUAAUAUAGUUGUAACCGACCAAUUUAAAAUAAUAAUAGUUCAUUUAAUACAAAUAAACCAAGGUAAGUUAUUGUUUUCUCUCUUUUAAAUAACAUGAAUGUAUGUAAUUCUUGAAAUAUUAAUACAAAAAUUGUCAAAACUUUAUUUGGGCUUUAAUUUUCGCAAAUGACAGUAAAUGAGUUAUGUAUGCAUGCAUGAACAUGUGAAAAUGAACUAUUUUAGAACCUGCAAUACUGGAUGAAUUUGCAUCAUUUUGUUGUUGAUUAUGUAAUGUAAGUUAUCAGUCUAGAAUCUAGAUUAGGGUUGAGUCAAAAUGUUUAAAGGGGAAGUCCGGGGCUGUUCUAACUCAAUUUCAGAAGAAAGAGUAAAAUUUUCUGAACAAAACAGUGAAAACCUGAUGAAAAUCGGUUGAAUAAUAAUGAAUUAAGUUAUGACAUUUUGAAGUUUCACAAAUUUUCAGAAAACAUUUAUUGACCAGUCGAUAUGAUUAUGCAAAUGAGCAAGUUGAUAAUGUCAUCCCCUCACUACUUAUCGUAUAAUUAUUUUGUACAUACAAUUUUGAAAAUGUUAAUAUUUUGCCCGAACUUGUGAUAGUAUGUCCCUCAUAUCUAGAUAUAUUGGAGUUAACAAUAUUCUGCAUCUAUUCAGAGGGAAAUUAAAGCAAGUAUAAUGUUCUUAUAGCUGAAAUGUGAGAUUUUGUCAUUUUUGUAAAUGAAAUGCGAAGAAAAUUGUGAGGUGAUGAUUGACAUCAUCAACUCACUCAUUUGAAUAUUCAUGAGGGUCGACUGGUCAAGAAUUGUUUUUAGCAAGUGUAUGCCGAAAAUAUUGUGAUGUCAGAUCAACUUUUUAUGUAUAAUAUUUAUUUGUGCAAUUUCUUUUGCAUUUCUUUGUUUUUCAUUAUUCAAUUCUUUUGAAAUUUGUUGUUGACUCUUUUGAAACCAUAAUUGACCUGAAACUACACUAUUUAGAUCAGCAAAUCUGAAAAUAAUCAUACAUAUAUGAUUCUUGGUUGAAAACACAAUUUGCAUUGACUUUGUACACAAAAUCAUGUUUUUGAGCAAUUUUUGGUCUGCACUUACAAAACGUUGUGUAAUAUUGGAAUUGCAUACCCAGAUGUUGCAAAGUUUGUAUGAAAACUUGUGCAAGACUUGAAUUAAGAAAGCUAGUGAGCGGCGGGGUCCAAAAAUUUUGCACGGCAAAAAUAGUGUGCGAACUGUUGAGGGGGGGGGGGGCUCCAAGGAAACUCCCCACCCACCUACAUGUAGAUAGGGUUAAAAGAAAUUAAUCAGAUUGCAACAUAUUGUAUUUCUUUCAGACCUCUCCCUAAAGACAUUGAUGUUAUUGGAGCGGAGGAGGAGGUCAUUGGGGAGCUACCUCCCCAACAGCUCGACGAACCAUGCGAGGCAUUCACAAGGAGUGGCCUCCAUGCCAAAGUCGCACCAACACAGGCUGCAGAAACAAACUUCUGUAUUGUCUCCUUGAGCAGACUCAAAAGCCUAUGUAAAGAAGUAAGGUCAUCGUGCAAAUGCAGAGAGGACUUAGAUGUCGAAUUGACACCAUCUGGAACAUCUGUGCAUGUGAAAUGGGUAAGUAUGUGUCAUUCAAGCUGUAUUAAUUAUUUUUGUCAAAUCUACUCGAUUUUCUGUGUUAAACAUUUAACUUACUUCAUCUUUCAUUUAUGACAGGUUUGCUCGAAUGGCCAUGUUACAAGCUGGUGUGGGCAGGAAACCCUACAAAGGUCUCAUGUGGGAGACAUGAAGCUGGCCUCGGCUAUUGUCAUGACAGGCAAUAAUUUCAAUAAGGUGAGCCUGUUAGCCAGAUUCAUGUCCCUGAACAUGAUAUCUAGUUCAUCUCUCUAUGCACACCAGCGUAAUUACAUUGCCCCGACCAUCGAGAAGAAAUGGGAGGAAGUGCAGGCAACUGUGUUGUCCAAACACAAGGAGGGAAGGAUAGUUCUUUGUGGUGAUGGUCGCAAUGAUUCACCAGGAUUUUGUGCGCGAUACCUGACAUACAUUCUCAUGGCACAUGACACGAAAGACGUAGUUGACGUGCAGGUGGUUGAAAAGAGAGAAACUGGGGGGAAGAGCCCACUUAUGGAGUUGGAGGGAUUGAAGCGGGGUCUUAACAAACUUGAACAAGAAGGGGUGCAGGUUGAUGAACUGGUGACUGAUGCUCAUCCUUCAAUUACCCGCUAUAUGAGAGAGAAAAGGCCCACCAUUCGUCAUUCCGGGGAUGUAUGGCAUGCUGGGAAAAAUCUUGGAAAGAAGCUAACCAAGGCAGCAGGCAAGGUUUCAACAUGUGCACUAUUGUAUUGGGUGAGGCAUGUCGUGUUUCACUUUUGGUGGUGCGCCGAGACAUGUGGCAGGAGCAGUCGAGCAUUUCUUGUAAGUUUGAUGUUCCAACUUGUGAAAAGAAAGUAUUGUUCCCCCCCUCAUUUAGAAAAAUGCUAAUUGGUCUACACCUGCUUUUUAUA
Messenger RNA from Lytechinus variegatus (green sea urchin), 6122 nucleotides. RefSeq lists its product as uncharacterized. The record is from RefSeq and is a predicted model, not a curated record. The transcript has 4 exons. Lineage: Eukaryota; Metazoa; Echinodermata; Echinoidea; Temnopleuroida; Toxopneustidae. The coding region runs from base 5404 to 6099 and encodes 231 amino acids.